Teleopsis dalmanni is the source of this 1177-nucleotide messenger RNA. RefSeq lists its product as uncharacterized. The transcript is spliced from 2 exons. Lineage: Eukaryota; Metazoa; Arthropoda; Insecta; Diptera; Diopsidae. The record is from RefSeq and is a predicted model, not a curated record. Bases 73 to 1002 code for a protein of 309 amino acids.
UAUAACAGUAAAAUUUUAAAUUAUUAAUUGAACAGCUAAAGAUUUUUCAAAAAGGAUUCACCAAAUUCAAAAAUGUACUCGCCAGUGAAUAAGACUAAAGCACAAAACGCGAAACUAAUGUCGAUUAAGAAACAAACAGCUAAGGAAAUUUCUAGUGCCGUAUUUGCCCAUAACGGUAUUUGUCUAACUACGGCACCGCAACCUAAAAUGAAGUAUCCUGACAAGAAGGAUAUAUUAAAACGUGCUCGUGGUAGGUAUGUUGAACUACGUAAAGAAACUAUUGCAGCUAAAUCACACCCAAUGAAGCAACCAACCGCAGAAGUAGUUUCAUCAAAUUAUUCGCUCAAUAAACGUAAUUCGGCUAUUGCUGCUAAGUUAUCGGAGAAGAGAAGACAACAAAUGCCUAAUCCUCCUCCAAUAGCUAAAAAUCUAAUGUUGCCUGCACCAACAUCACGUCAUCGUACUGCAUCACGUAACCAGUUGCCCAGCAGAGAUGCUCAACCGGUGCCGUAUCACUAUCCCUACGGGCACACGCUUCCUCAUUCACGUCAAUAUGCAGAACUUGUUGAAAAGGGUAUACAAACUAACAAAGCUGAAAUUUUAAAUCAUAGUUUAAUUGUUGGUGAAGUCAAGUAUAUUCUACCAUCAAGGAAUGUUGUUAUUGAAAUUGAAAGAGAUCGUAGGGAGGCAAAGAAGCGGGCACUACUUAAGGUGAAACGUAAAUUUGAAGAGCAUUCCGAAAAACAGGAACAACACCUUACUGAUUUAAAGGAUUUUCUGGAGAAGGCAUGCGUUACAAGGCGUACACGUAAACCUCGUGAAGCGCUAGAGAUGGAUAAAAAACUUAUGAAAUCAAUGGAUGAAUUCUUUGCCAAAGAAAUGCCCAAAGUUGAGUCCAUUACCAACAUUAAAGAACGUAUUAAACGCAAGGAGCUUGAGUUGCUGAAUCUUUUUGAUAAUGUUGAUACUUUCAAAAUAACCAGCGAUACCACUAAGGAUUAAAUACUUAUAUUUUAUUUUUGACUAACAUUUUUAUUUUAUUCGUAAUAUCGUUACAUUUUGGUAGAACAAAAUUCUUUAUAACGAGUAAAAUAAAUGUUCGUUUUAAAUAAUGAAAACCUGAUGGAUCAUAUAAACAAUAAAGGAAUCCGGAUAUUUAACAUACACGCAAUAAAAA